AUGCGACAUGCACGAGGGCAAAGAUCACGAACAUUGAAAACUUGCGCAUAUUUACGCAUACCUCGAUCUGAACGCUCCUCAUUUCAAGCAGAAAUCGCAGAGAUCCUGAGUAAUGUAAAUUCAGGAACAGAACCUCUAAUUUCCGGUUUGAAAUCAAUCAGAAGCCAAGUGGAAGUCUUUAAUUCAGAUGAAUUCAUAAUUAAAUGGUUUUCUUUUCUUCAGUUAAUAAUUUCAAUUCCAAAUUUUGGAAUACGAGAUACAAUUCUGCAAGUUCUCGACUUAUCACGCAAACUCCGAUUAUAUGCAGCAAAAUUUACCUCCGUAAUUCCAUUUCUACCUCGAAUUAAAUCAGCUUCAAGCCAUUGCUCUCAAAUAAUUCAAGUUCUGAACUAUUUUAACUACAAGUCUCCAUUAGGCAUUGAUGAAAUCAAUUCUGUUCUUUCUUUAAUCGAUGACUUGAAAAGGUCGAAUCAAGAUAUUGACGUUGGACCUCAUCAUACGCGAGCAUUCAUUAAUAUCGAAGCAGAGCGCGCAUUAUUAGAGAAGCUUAGUGAGGAUAUGAAGGCAAUUAAAUCAACAUUAGUCCUCAUUAUUUCAAUAAACAAAAUUACAAACAUUAUUAACCGAUAUACUAUCGAGAAACUUGCUUUAUUCAACGAGAAGAUUAAUCUGAACUUCACUCCGAAAAUAUUACCCUUCAACAAAACGUUUGACGGAAGAAUUAAAAUUACAACUCAAGAAAGUUUUUUCUUUAUCAACAUUCUCGAUGAAUUAUCGCAACUAGGCAUCGACAUAUCUACAGAUAAUGGCAUAGACCUCAAACAUGACCAUCUUUUCAUUCCAAAUUUUUUAGAAAAAUUCAAAACGAUAGAAAGUCUUUAUACGAAGCAUCCAGAGCUAUUUUCACCAAGUUUCAUGACCAAGAUCCAAGAAAUACUCGUUUCUCCACCUCUAGAAAGCGAAGUUUUGGAAUUAUUAUCUGAAUCUCUUUCUGUCAAAUAUUCCAUGGACUUCACCGGCCAAACGAACACAGAAAUUUCCGAAAUCGCCAACUCCCUCAAGACUUUACACCUUUGUUUGUUGUUUUUCAACGGUUUGGACAUUAUCAACGCAAUUCCAUACGGAAACUCAGUUCGGAUGCUUUACAUGCGCACUAUGACCAAUAUAGUUCUUGGAGAAGACGCAUUCAACAUCUCUUUGACUGAAAUUCCUCAAAUUGAGUUGAUGAAUUCAAUAAACACAAGGGUUAAGGAUUCGAACUCAUUCAUUGGCUUGAACAUCAAGAGGUGGGUGUUCAAACUCAUCAGAAGCCAUUUCAUUCCUUUAAUUGAAUUUUUAAUUCAAAAUCCAGAUUUUUCUUUCAUCCUCAACUUUUUGGUACAAGCGGAGUAUUCCUCAGUCAGUGCAACAGACAUUGAUGGAAUUGUGUCCAAAAUUGAGGAUUUCGGAGAAGUUCCUGAAGAAAUUUCGAAAUUUUUAGAAGAUCUCAAACAAAUUUCAGUUAAAUUCAGAACUUCUUCGGACAUGCCAACAGCAUCUGACAUGAUCAUCUCUUUCACAAACAUUUUCACUGAAACUGAAGUAGAAUUAGCUGCUCCUGACAUUAAACUCGAGUUUUGCGAGAUUUUGGCUGAUACUAUUGAUGCUUGUCUCAAGAAUAAUUCAUUGAUUAUCCAACAUGGCACGGAUUAUUCAUUUUUGAGGCAACAAUUCAAUGAAAAUUUCAUUUCCAACUUUAUUGAGCUCAACAAGUCAAUAUUUGUCAACCAUUCAUUCCUAUCUCACAAAGCCGCUUCGGUUAUGGAUUAUUUGUCCAAAGACAAGUCAGAUAAAAAACACGAAUUUUUAUAUCUCAUUGAUUGGAUGUCCAGAGGCUCUUUAGACAGAAAUAACAUUAUCCUGUUGAUUCAGAAAUUCCUACAAUGCAACUGCUUCAACGUAAUCCAAGAAUAUGCCGUAAUAAUAACUAAAUUAUGGAGAUUCUUCAUUUUAAGAGACGAAAUCGCUAAAUCUUUGUAUUCAGCCGGAUACAACGAAGCAUCUACUAUCAUCUACCCAUCACUUAAGCUCUUCAAUAUGAAGAAUUUCUAUACAACAAUGGCAAACAUCGCAUUCUAUUUCAACGUCACUUUUUCAUCCGAAAAAAGUGACAACCCAUCAAAAAUCAUGGAGCUUAAAAAGCUUGCAAACAACAUUCCAGACAUAAUGGAGCCAGAUUCAACCAUUAUUUUCGAGAUUGACAAAGUUUUCGAAGAAGUUUAUGAUUUAAUUCGAAAUCUGAACGUCGAAAACAUGAUUCCCAAGGCCAAGGGAAUCUUUGAGAUCUUGAUAAGGACUAAGAGCUUCGUUGCGACGAAUAAUUUGGAGAGAGAUUUCACAGAACUCUGCAAAGCAGAGAACUACAACACUACUCUGUUCAAGCACAUGACAAAGGAUGUCAAACAGAUGCUAAAUACCGUUGGAGUUAAGAAAGAAAACGAUCAAAAUAUCGAAUUUGUUCUUACAAUGAUCAAUUCCGUUGCUUUCUACUAUCAGACCAUCAACGAUAUUUUGUUGUUCAAGAAUUCAGUACUUUCGCUGCAGAAUUCCGUUCAACUUUCGAACCAAAACUAUUUCUUUAUGAAUCACGACGAUAAAUCCGAGAAAUUCCCAUCGAACGAGACUUUCUUCCUUCCUCUGCAGUUCCUGUUCUCAAAAGGAAACCCAGGAUUCACAGAUUUCACAAGUUCUUUGCUAAACGAAAUUUCUUCGGAAAUAAAAAGUGACAAAAUUGAGGAAGAAGCAGAUCGAAUCAUUGAAUUGACGGAGAGCGAGGAGCUACAGCCAGAGUACAGGGAAAUAUCAUCUUUCAUCAAAGAAAACGUGAAAGAAAAUGAUACAAUUUUUAAUUUGCUCCAAAAACUCACCGAAAUCAAAUCCAACAUUGACAUCGAGAAGGAGAAGAACAGUGAUCUCAAUGCCAAGCGCCAGACAGUCACAAACGAGAAGAAAGAGGAAAUCUCCAAAAUCCAAAGAGAUUUCUUCACUCAAUACGACAGCCACAACAGCGAAAUGAUUGAGACAAACCUGGAACUAGAGAGACUUGAGGAUGAGAAGAAGCUGCUCAUUCAAAACACCGAAAUGAAGGAGAAAGAGAAAUCAGACUUGAUUUAUCACAAAGAGUGUUUGAUCAGCAGCGUUGAGGGAUUUAAGACAAAACUGAUGCCUCUGGCUUCUCAAGGGAAUGAUGAUGAGACAUACAAGUUCAGUGCGUACUUAGUUCCUGGUGCUAGCAUCUCUUAUUCUCAGUUCAAAUGA
Messenger RNA from Trichomonas vaginalis G3, 3297 nucleotides. RefSeq lists its product as uncharacterized. The transcript has a single exon. Bases 1 to 3297 code for a protein of 1098 amino acids. Lineage: Eukaryota; Parabasalia; Trichomonadida; Trichomonadidae. The record is from RefSeq and is a predicted model, not a curated record.